ACUACGUGGGCGCGAGAGACCGCGCAUGCGCCGUGGUCGCCCCGCCGACCCGCCGGCGCGCAGGCGGGCGGGCGGUCCAGCACUUGACCGCCAGCAUCCCGGGGACCCGGCGCCGCCGCCAUGCAGGCUCGCAGCGACCCGGCGAUCUAACAGGUUGCCGCCAGCCCGCAGGGCCAUGCUGAGCGGACUGAUCCUGCUCGUGUUCCUCAUCUGCUACUGCUGCCACAAGAACAUGAGCAAGCAGGCGAGCCGCAACGCGCAGUACUGGCACGAGGAGAACGAGGUGCCGCUCGAGAUCUUCACCGUGGACUCCCAGUGCUACGAGGUGGCUGGGGUGCUGGCGCCGUCGUCCUCGUGCGGCUCGCUGGACACGGCGUCCUGCCCGCCCUUCAGCACGCCGACACCGCCCCCGGCCUACGAGGCCGUGGUGCGCGAGGACGCCAAGAGGCCCGCGCCGCCCCCGGCCCGCCCCCACGCCGCCCCCCAGCCGGAGCCGGAGGACGCGGGUCUGCCCAGCUACGAGGCGGCGCUGCGCAUCGAGGCGCAGGGCUACGUCUGAUUGGCUGCGCGGCGCCGGCCAAUAGCGUCGCGGCACUCCUUCCGAGACCACGAGCACAGCGGGAGCCUGUCGCUAUCGAUGCUUACGAUGAACUACCGAUUGCCAGUUACAAUUAUUGACUGUCGAUUACAAACAUUAAUUUUUGGUGGACAGAGUUCUAGUAAUCGAUGACCGACUGUCGAUUUCUAAUUUCGAUUGUCCGCCGUAUGAAUUAAAUAUGUAGGUUUAUAGCGGAAAAGAAAUCAUCUGGAUAGUUAAAACGUUUAAUGAGAUAAGGAUAGUAAAACACAGUUACCGUGUUUGAGAAAAUUAAACCAGCACUUGAUACAGCGGUAACACAAACUGUAGUACAUACAAUAAAACCAUUAACAAACAUCAUCUCGCUUUAAGUGCAUUUACAAACAGCAUUAACCUCGCGUAACUUGACGUUAGCAUUGGAUUUUGUACCACUUUCACCUGGAAUAUAGUGUUGUUUGGUCUUUUAUUCCAAAGAAAGAAUACUAUAUCUGCGGUGCUUUAAUUUGUGAAGUUUCUUUUCGUACCGGUUUACGGCAAAUAAGAUUAGAGACCGAAGGAACAACAAGACCUGGUAGAGAGCGUUUAAUUGAAGUAAAAAUGCUUAUAUGAACAAACUGAGUUUUUUUUGUGAGAAGAUCGUUAGGAGAAAUGUUAAAACUCAACUUGGUAUGAGCUUAGAAUUAUUUUUUUUUCUUUUACAAACUUAACUUUUAAAUCAAUUUAGUGGAAAAAAUGUAUCUAACCCAAUGGAUGCUACAUCAUCUAAUCGUUUAAAAAUAAGUUGUUGUACCAGAAUCUCGGUCAGCCAGCAACAAAAUAAUUCGAAAAUGAUUAACUUUAUUUCAACGCCCAUUCGAUUUUCAUUCAUAAUUUUUUUAUGUCGCACUAAAAUGUUUAUAUGGGCAUGGGUUUGCCAAUGAUCCAGUCUAUUUCGAUUUAUUCAUCUUGCUACUUGACACCACUAAUCAUUAACUUGAGAUAUGAUGGUUUUUGGUAAAGUCACGUGUCGAUUCGCGAUAGAAAAACUCGAACAAUGUUCAACUGAAAUGGGCAUUUCAUUCGGUAUUCCCGGCAUCACGAUGGUUUCAGGUUCUCGUGCGCACUUCAUUGUGAAACGAUAGUUACAUAGGGUUACUUUCAGGCUCAGGGUGCCUGGUUGGAACAACAUGGCUACAGCGAUCGUUUCCAACACCUUUGUCACCCACCCACCACGUAGAAGCUGAUCCGUAGGACUCACCAGUAGUGUGGACAACGGCCUUUGCACGGUAGAAGUACUGUCGAUGAAACUUAAGACACUUAAGACACUUUAAACACAGAAGUGAGUCACAAUGGACGAUGGUAACCAGACACAUCAAUCAAAUGAAAGAAGAUUUGCGUCCACUUAUUUUUGUAUGUUGCCUCUUGAUGGAAGGCUGUUCACUUUUGAGUGUGGAACCUGAGUGAGGUUUAUUUCCUCGAGGUUUUUUUUUAUUGGUAUUGGAAUAUUUCUGUUUCUGAGGUAAGGUUUCAUAUUAUAAAACAAACAAAAAAAAUACGUCCUAACUUGUUGCUAGUUUGGACAACUUUCGCAUACGGAAUAUAUUAGCAUAUUCUAACUUUAACAGUUGGGUCCCAACUUUUUAUACCUAUCACAUAUUAACAAUAAUAAAAUAAUGCUUAUAAACUAUGAGUGAAAUCAUUGGGAGGGAACUAUUGGCCAACAAAUAAAGAAACCCGGAAAUACGCAGUGAAGCCACAAUGUGGAUAGUCACAACUCGCUAGAAAUUUUUUCAUAUGUUCCGAACAUUUAGUGAAAGUUAUAAACUUAUACAAUUGUGUGGUCACUUUAUCCUACACAUAUAUAUCUCCUAUAGUUUAUGAAAGAGUCAAAUCAAUGGUAAAUGUACCUACAAUAUAUUUAUACACUAAAUUUUCCAUACAAUUGCAUAGGCUUAAGACUUUCAUUUCAUGUUUAGAAAUGUUGCCAAAAUUUUCUUAGUGUAGAAAUCUUUAUGCUCGAUGUACCGUUAUAGUGAACACACUUUGGGAAAAUACUGAAAAUAUAUUUUAAUUAUAACUUACAUAAGGGUCCACUGGAACGCGAAUAAAACCACAUGCGACUACAGUCUCAAAUGUGCUGCCAACUUAACAGCGUGAAUACCAAAUUACCAAGCUGUGUUUAAGUGUAAGAAUUUUUUUCAAAGGUUUCUUUUGACAGUUUUCACUUACCCUUGGAUGGUUUUGCGUAGCUGGGCUGUACAUAUGUAUGGCGGAAUAGUACGAUAUAACUGAAAACGUAAACCAGUUGAUCUCUGGAAAAGAUGGUUGCUGUACCUAUAGUUGUACUGAUGAUAUAAAUAUGUGUUUUUGACUCCAUAACAUCCUUAAAAUUUACUGAUGGGAAAAUUUAACACAAGAAAAUGGUUCAUAAAAACCUACAGGAGCUAUCCUCACUCAGUCUGAAUCAUGUAAACCAGUCACCACACUUUACACCUAUGGAAUAUGUUGUUCAAAAUGUGUUCCUGUUAAUAAUAAAAGUGUACUUUCAAAA
Messenger RNA from Bacillus rossius redtenbacheri, 3107 nucleotides. RefSeq lists its product as uncharacterized. The coding region runs from base 26 to 559 and encodes 177 amino acids. The record is from RefSeq and is a predicted model, not a curated record. NCBI's taxonomy places the organism in Eukaryota, Metazoa, Arthropoda, Insecta, Phasmatodea, Bacillidae. The transcript has 3 exons.